AUGGUGGCAGCACCUUCGACCGAGCAGCCCGUGCUCAGGACAAAGACGCCCUCCUAUCAUGCUCCGCCAUCCACCGAUCCGCGUUCGGGAGCCAGCAUUCACACGCUGCGAUGCUUGGACACCCCAAUUCACCUCGGCUACCACCUGAUCCCUCACAUCGCCAAGACGCUGCUCGCCACGCUUCCUUCUUCCACCUACGUUCUCAUCACCGACCAGCACCUCGAGUCAAGAUGCAGCGUCACUACCGCCUUCCGCCGCGAGUUCGAAAAGGCCGCAGCCGACCUCUCCUCAUCUCACACCUGGAGGCUACUCACCAAGGUCAUCCCGCCUGGCGAGGCCUCCAAGAGCAGAGAAGGCAAGAACGCCAUCGAGGAUUGGAUGUUCGAGCACCGCGUCACUCGUGAUGCCGUUGUUCUUGCUGUCGGCGGAGGUGUCAUUGGCGAUCUUGUCGGCUUCGUCUCGGCCACUUUCAUGCGUGGCCUCAAGUUUGUCCAGAUUCCCACCACGCUCCUUGCCAUGGUCGACUCGGCUGUUGGCGGCAAGACGGCGAUCGAUCACCCACUCGGCAAGAAUCUCAUCGGCAGCUUCCACCAGCCCAAUUAUGUCUUCAUCGAUGCCGCUUGGCUCAAGACGCUGCCGCCACGCGAGUUCAGCAACGGUAUGGCCGAGGUGGUAAAAACGGCAGCAAUCUGGGAUCCCAUCGACUUUGCCAAGCUCGAGUCCAGCGCACCCGCCAUUCGCUCCGCCGUACUUGGGCCUUUCGCCAAGGACGCUCCCUUGGAUCAAGGCAGGACCCUCGACACGCGCACCGAAGCUCAGUCGCUCUUGCUCGAUGUUAUCCGCGGCUCUGUCGGUGUCAAGGCUCACAUUGUCACCAUCGAUGAGAAGGAGACUGGCCUUCGAAAUCUCGUCAACUUCGGACACACCAUCGGUCACGCCAUCGAGGCCGUGCUGACACCCGAGAUGCUCCACGGAGAGUGCAUCUCCAUCGGCAUGAUCCUCGAAGCCGAGGUCGCUCGUUACAUGCACGGUCUGAGUCAAGUCGCCAUUGGCCGUCUCACUCGCUGUCUCAAGGAAUACGAUCUGCCCGUCUCGCUCCACGACUCGCGCGUCACUCGCCUCGCCAAGUCGCUCGACGUCACCAUGGACCGUCUGCUGGACAUCAUGAAGGUCGACAAGAAGAACUCGGGCAGCGACAAGAAGAUUGUCUUGCUCAGUUCCAUCGGUGACACUGUCGAGGACAAGGCUUCUACCGUCAGCGACGACAUCAUCCGCCGAGUGCUCUCGCUCGGUGCCACCGUCACGCCAAUCCUGGAGCGUCCCAACAACCCAAAGGUAACCCUCUCCACCCCUGGUUCCAAGUCCAUCUCCAACCGCGCUCUCGUUCUCGCCGCUCUGGCUGGAAACACGUGCCGCCUGCGCAACAUGCUUCACUCGGACGACACUCAGGUCAUGAUGGCCGGCCUGCACGAUCUGCAAGCCGCUCGCUUCGAGUUCGAGGACGGCGGAGAGACCAUCGUCGUUCACGGCAACGGUGGCGCCCUCGGACGUCCCGCCAACAACAAGCAGAUCUACUUGCAGAAUGCCGGAACGGCUGCUCGUUUCAUGGCCACCGUCGUCAGCUUGGUUCGCAAUGAUGGCAACCAGGAGCCUGUCGUCAUUACCGGCAACAAGCGAAUGAAGGAGCGCCCCAUCGGACCGCUCGUCGAUGCUCUUCGAUCCAACGGCACUUCCAUCGACUACCUUGAAGGUCAAGGCUGCUUGCCCCUCGCCGUCAAGGGCACCACGCACGGCUUCAAGGGUGGCAAGAUCCAGCUCUCGGCCACCAUCUCGUCGCAGUAUGUCUCGUCUAUCCUUCUCUGCGCUCCCUACGCUGCGGAGGAGGUCGUGCUCGAGCUCGUCGGCGGUCAGGUCAUCUCGCAGCUCUACAUCGACAUGACCAUCGCCAUGAUGGCCACCUUUGGCAUCAAGGUCGAGCGUCUCGUCGAUGCUGCUUCGGGUCGUCCUUCGAACACAUACCGCAUUCCCAAGGGCCAGUACGUCUCGCCUGACGUCUACGACAUUGAGAGCGAUGCCAGCAGUGCUACCUACCCUCUGGCCAUCGCCGCCAUUACUGGCACCGAAUGCACGGUCCCCAACAUCGGCUCUGCCUCGUUGCAAGGGGAUGCACGCUUCGCGAAGGAGGUCCUCGAGCCCAUGGGCUGCACCGUCGUUCAGACCGCAACCUCGACCACGGUCACCGGACCCCCCGUCGGCCAACUUCGCCAGAUCGGGCUGGUCGACAUGGAGCCUAUGACGGAUGCUUUCUUGACUGCAUCGGUGCUUCUUGCCGUCGCUGCUCAGCCUGCUGCCAACGAUUCGACCUCGACUGCUCGCGCUUCAACCCGCAUCACUGGCAUCGCCAACCAGCGAGUCAAGGAGUGCAACCGAAUUCGAGCCAUGAUGGAUGAGCUCGCCAAGUUCGGCGUCGACACCAAGGAGCACGAGGAUGGCCUCGAGAUCUUUGGCAUCGACUACCGUCAGCUGCGCGCCAACGUUCGCGUCCACUGCUACGACGACCACCGUGUGGCUAUGGCAUUCUCCGUGCUUGCCAGCUUGGCUCCCGGCGCCAUCUUGGAAGAGAAGCGAUGUGUGGAAAAGACGUGGCCCAACUGGUGGGAUGACCUGGAGCGCAAGCUCGGCAUCCGAGCGCACGGUGUCGACCCAGAGUGCUCGCCCAGUCUCUGCAUCUCGCCCUCGCACUUCAACAAGGCUAGCGUCGCAGGUGCCAACGGCACGCACGGCGUCUCGUUGUCUCAGUUGACGACCAGCCGAGCCCUGACCCCGCGCAAGUAUAGCAAGGAUGCGAGCAUCAUUUGCAUCGGCAUGCGUGCCUCGGGCAAGACCUUCCUGGGUGCCAUCGGUGCCGCUGCGCUCGGACGCACGUUCGUCGACGCCGAUGUCGUGUUCAACGAGAAGCUCGCUGCCAAGGAUGGUCUGGGCGAUUUCGUCAAGCAGAACGGCUGGCCCGCUUUCCGACAGAUGGAGCUCGAGAUCCUGCAAGAGUUGAUCGUGCGUAACCCCACCAAUGCGCUUAUCUCGCUCGGCGGCGGUGUUGUCGAGACCGAAGCUUGCCGAGAGAUCCUGGCAGAAUAUGCGCAGACGAAGGGUCCGGUGGUCUACAUCGUUCGCGACACGGAUGCGAUUGUCAAAUUCCUCGAGACUAGCGACCGUCCCGCUUACGGCGAGCCGGUGAUGGAUGUCUACCACCGCCGCAAUCCCUGGUUUAGCGCUUGCUCGUCCGCCGAGCUCGUCUCGUACUCGGAAGGCGAGUCGCUCGCCGUUCAGCCGUGCGCGAGCAAUGUGCCCAGUGCCUCGUUCACGAUUCAGAAGCGAUUCGGGCUUGAGACCGAGGUGACGCGCUUUUUCAAGUUCAUCACUGGCCAAGACACGAACCGCAUCGAGGAUCUCGUCAUUGACAGCCGAAAGGGCGGCCGACGAACGUACUUUCUCAGCCUCACCUUCCCGGAUCUGCUGCCCAACCUCGAGCUGAUCCGGAGCAUGGAGACGGGAGCGGACGCGCUUGAGUUCCGUGCGGAUCUGCUCGAUCCCUCUGGACAGCCAGUGACCAAGUCGCAGGUCCCUCCGACCGAGUACGUCAAGAACCAGCUCGCCGCUCUGCGUCACCGCACUUCGCUGCCGAUCGUCUUCACCGUCCGCACCCAGUCGCAAGGCGGUAUGUUCCCCGACGGACUGCAGAAGGAAUACUUUGAACUCAUCAGCCUGGCCCUACGCCACGGGUGCGAGUACAUCGACCUCGAGCUCGGCUGGGACGACGAGCUGCUCUCCGCCGUCAUCGCCGCCAAGGGCCACAGUCAGAUCAUCGCCUCGUGGCACGACUGGUCCGGCCGUUUGGACUGGGAGAGCGAGUCGACCGCCCAGAUCUACGAAAAGGCGUGCCGCAUCGGCGACAUUGCCAAGAUCAUCGGCAAGGCCAAUUCGAUGGAGGACAACUACAGUCUGGAGCGUUUCCGUGCCCGCGUGUCUGCCACGGCGACCAAACCGCUGCUGGCGGUCAACAUGGGUGCUGUGGGGCAGCUGAGUCGGAUCGUCAACCCGGUGUUUACGCCGAUUACGCACGAGGCGAUGCCGUUCAAGGCGGCGCCGGGCCAGCUGACGUUCCGACAGGUGCAGACGGCGUUGGCGCUCAUCGGUCAGGCGGAACCGCUGAAGUUUGCCCUGUUCGGCAGCCCAAUCAGCCACAGUCUCAGCCCUGUGCUGCACAACACCGGAUUUGCAGCCUUGGGCCUGCCGCACCAGUACGAGCUGUUCGAGACCCAGGAGGUGGACGACAGCCUCGCAGCGUUCAUCAAGGCCCCCAACUUUGGCGGUGCCAGCGUCACCAUCCCGCACAAGCUCAACAUCAUCAAGCUGCUGGACCACGUGACGGACGAGGCGAAGGCCAUCGGCGCGGUCAACACGGUGAUCCCCGUGCGCGAUGGUAAGGGCAACGUGACGUCGCUGGUGGGGGACAACACGGAUUGGAUCGCGAUCGAGACGCUGGCUCGUCGUUCGUUGCGCACGGUCCAUCUGGCGGAUCCGAGUCUGACGGCGCUGGUGAUCGGUGCGGGGGGAUCGGCGCGUGCUGCGCUGUUUGCGCUGUACCAGCUCGGUGUGAAGCGGAUUCUGCUGUUCAACCGUACGCUGGCGAAUGCCGAGAAGUUGGCGAAGGAGGUGCCGGUGGAAUGGAACGUUCAGGUGCUCGAAUCGCUCGAUCAAAUCGCCGCGCUGCCAGCGGACCAGUCACCUUCCAUCGUCGUCUCAAACAUCCCCGCUGAAGGCGCAACGCUCGACCCCACCGCAACGGACCUCAUCCAUAUUCCGACUGCCAUUUUGCGAAACCCAGCAGGAGGCGUGGUCAUCGAUAUGAGCUACAAACCGUAUCUGACGAGCCUGCUGCAGCUCGUCGAGCAGGUCAAUGCGGCGACGGCGCCCAUCAAGGGUAGGAAGCUCUGGACCGCUUGCCCAGGCAUCACGAUCUUGCUCGAACAGGGAUGCCACCAGUUCCAGAGGUGGACGGGACGCGAGGCGCCCCGGGCCCAGAUCGAACAGGUGGCUUGGGACGUGUAUCUCGAGCGCUGA
Molecule: messenger RNA, 5121 nt
Organism: Kalmanozyma brasiliensis GHG001
Lineage: Eukaryota; Fungi; Basidiomycota; Ustilaginomycetes; Ustilaginales
Product: Shikimate kinase/Threonine synthase-like 1
Exons: 1
Coding region: 1-5121 (1706 amino acids)
Biological process (GO): chorismate biosynthetic process; aromatic amino acid biosynthetic process
Cellular component (GO): cytoplasm
Molecular function (GO): 3-phosphoshikimate 1-carboxyvinyltransferase activity; 3-dehydroquinate dehydratase activity; shikimate 3-dehydrogenase (NADP+) activity
Source: RefSeq, a predicted model, not a curated record